GGUUAUGGAGGAAAGCUGCCCUGGCUCUGUUGCUUGAGCCCGACGAAAUGAAUCGAUGGAAGCGAAGCAUGCAUCCGCAAGCACAAUCCCGGUAAGUGCGAGGAAGUGUGUGUGAGUGUGUGUGUGAGAGAGAGAGAGUGUGUGUGAGAUUGUUGUGAAUUUGGGAGUGUGUGUUCCCUAAGUUGCUAUUCUGAGACUGUGAGGGCGCAUGACUGGCGACUCGGGAUGUGGCUGUCAGGGCACCCGACGGCCCUGUGGGUGCCGUCGAUCAAUUGCGUGCUGCGAGGCUGCUGAAGCUGCUGCUGCUGCAGGAGUUGACUACGGAUCCCCAUUAACUGCAGCUGCUCUGCUGCUACUCCUACAACUACUACUGCCCAGCCCUGCCGGGCAGAAGGGCCCUAGAGGAGGUUAUAAACACCGCAACCAGCCCGGCUUCUUUAUGUGACUGGUACACGCACAAUUCUGCAUUGUCGCUUUGCCACGAUCCCUGUGGAAAGAAAGCUCCUCUGUCAAGAGGGUUCUGGGGUCUGUGUGCCUUCAUUGCACCACGUUCAAGCACAAGCGCGUCGUAGUACCUUCUCUCUCUCUCACUCUCUCUCAUGCUCUCUCUCUCUCUCUCAUCCAAUUCUCUGGUACGCCUGACUCACCCCGCGUCGUGUCGCCCGCUUUUUGCCGCUCCCCCUUCGCGGAUGCCUCCGUGUGAUAAUACACCACAUAUCGAUUACUUUGGGUUUCAGGCAUUUUCUAGGUUGUUGUGAAGAGAGCGGUUGGUUGGACAACAUCACAGGGUUCGAGGCACAGCUUGCAGGUGACACAGCCAGAAAUCGCAUGAGCGAGGUGGGGUCGUUCUUUUCGGCUGUCCAGCUUGUGUAGACCUUCGUGGGCACUUGGUAGGAAUUUUGUGGGAGCCGAGGCUCUGCAUUUCUUUUUGGGGUAGUGAAGUUGUGUGAUUGGGUAGUUGAGAACCAUGGGUAGGGCUCCAUGCUGCGAUGAGAAGCUAUCCCUGAAGAAGGGGCCGUGGACACCUGAUGAGGAUCAGAAGCUGGUGGCUUACAUUCAGGAACACGGUCAUGGAAGCUGGCGCGCACUCCCUGAGAAAGCUGGGCUUGCGAGGUGCGGCAAGAGCUGUAGGCUGCGGUGGACGAACUAUCUGAGACCUGACAUCAAGCGAGGACGAUUCUCUCACGAGGAGGACCAGAUGAUUAUCCAGCUUCACGCCAUUUUGGGCAACAGAUGGUCAGCAAUCGCGGGCCACCUGCCCCAGCGAACAGACAACGAGAUAAAAAAUUAUUGGAACACGCAUUUGAAGAAACGCUUGGCACACAGGGGAAUCGACCCCGUCAGCCACAAAACAAGCAGCGCGGGGCUGGCGCUUGCGUCCUCAUGGAGACCCUUGGUGUCGACCCAGCUCACUCACACCACCCAGUGGGACUGUGCUCUAGCGGAGGCGGAAGCACGGCUCUCCAAGACAUCCUCAAUCAAGCUCUUGUCCAAGGAAUCCGACACGACGCCAGCUGCAACACACCCCUCCGCCUACUUCAUGCGCUCCUGGAAAACGGGGGUGGAAGAUACACUCAAGCCUCAGUUCGGGCCAGUGAAGCUCGAAUCCUUCUCCUCUGUGAGGAUCAACUGCUCAACUCCCAUUCCCAAGCCUGUCAGUCGACCGUCUAAGAUUCUACAAGACUGGGACUCCGUUCUCGGUCCUCGCCACGACCUGCCCAACCCGUUUUGGCAAAAUUCGGGAGCACUCGCACUGACCCACGCCUUGAAGCAAUUUUCGGUGGGGAGAAUGAACAGUUUUCGGGUAGAGCCCGCAGCACCCCCGCAGGCCAGGUCGAACUCGUUCGGUGCCUCGGGUGAAGCGAUGUCGUCGUCCUUAGCGGAGAUAAUGUUCACAGGGAUUGAUCAUCAAAGGAGUCCGGAUUCAACUCCCGGAUUCCCAGCGGCCGCAGAGGCGGCACGGUCAGACGGCUUUGACCUGGACGACGGUGUGGCACCCGAGGACUACUUCUCCCCCAACAGCACCCUGCACGGGCCUGACUCCGAUCUCACGCCUUCCGAUUCCGGCAGUCCAUGCGGCAGCGCUGACGAAUCCACAUCCGACUACUUUGAGUUCGCUCUGCACCAGCAGCAUGGCUUCUUCCACAGCUUCCCACCCCUCCCUGGGGGCGCCGAUCACCAGGACGAGUCUCCCAUGUCCACUAUCCCGGACACAUUUUGGCACGAGGACCAGCAUGAUUCCGGCAGGUUGCAGAUCCACAACGUCGCCCCGGAUGGAGUUGUUCCGGAAUCAGGUGGUUUGGAGUUAAUCAUCCCCAUGGACUUCAGCACCGCCGAAUUCUCCCAUCAGUUUGAGUCCUUGUGUCAGGAGGUGGAGGAGGAGGAGCCCAUGCAGCAAGACCCUGCAGUCUGCGACAACAUCCCUUGAAUGUGUCAGUUUCUGUUUCCCCCUAAUAAAACAAUAAUUAAAAACCAACGUAGACAUAUGAUUUCUAAAGUGUUACAGAGCUCAGCAUGCAUUUCUCCCUCGAAAGCCUGAGCUGCGGCAGACUGGCCAGGCUGGGGUCACAUGCAAAAGCUGCGUCGAAUUUUUUUUGUAGAACAACCUUCAUAUCCCGUUCAGCGGGAACUGUAGUAGACGACGCCGAGAUUCUCCAUCGCAUGCAAAUGCACCCAAUUGUAAUUACUUUUCUCAGCCAUGGAGUCUUCGGUCGAAUUCCUUAGACGGAAAAAAAUAAAAAUAAAAAUAAAAAUCAUAACCCAACGUUGCCAAACCA
Physcomitrium patens is the source of this 2777-nucleotide messenger RNA. The record is from RefSeq and is a predicted model, not a curated record. Lineage: Eukaryota; Viridiplantae; Streptophyta; Bryopsida; Funariales; Funariaceae.